AUGGAUAAAAUCAGUGCUUUGCUGGAUCAAAAACUGCAGGCGUACCUGGCUGUCUUCACAGACAACUUCAGAGAAACAGUUAAGACCGAUGUUCACAAUUUAGUUCAAGCGGAGAUGGACUCCAAAAUGCAAAAGCUUAAAGAAGACUUUACAGUCACCACAGAUUUUAUAUGCGAAGGACAAUCAUCUUUGAAACACGAGAUAGACAACAAAGUACGAAUUAUCAAGGAUCUUGAGGCUAAGAACUCUCAACUUCAAACUCAACUCAAUUCAUUGAAUAACCGUCUGGCAUCUAUAGAAAAGAUGUCGCGCAAUCAGAACAUAGAGAUUCAAGCAGUACCCGAGAGUCGAAAUGAGAAUCCGUCUGCCAUAUUUCAAAACCUUUGCAAAGCUAUUAAUCUUCAAAUGACUGAUGACAAAAUCCAUUCUUGUCGUAGAGUCGCCAAGCUGAACCCCUCCUCGGACCGACCUCGUAACAUACUCGUAACACUGGUCAAUCCGCGUUUGAGGGACGAGGUUCUCUCUGCGUGUCAUCGUUAUAACAAGCAGCACAAGAACGAGCCCUUGGACACUACCCAUCUCGGGCUACCCACAGAAAGGCACAGAAUCUAUAUUACCGAACACCUCUCUCCGGACUGCAAAGCUUUACACGCAGCUGCUAGAAAAGCGGCCAGAGAGAAGAAUUACAAAUACGUUUGGGUCAAAUACGGGCGUGUCUAUAUGCGCAAGGAGGAUACAGCAGCUUGUGUUCAUGUUAAAAGCACGGACACCUUGGAUAAGCUUUAG
Messenger RNA from Ostrinia nubilalis (European corn borer), 786 nucleotides. RefSeq lists its product as uncharacterized. Bases 1 to 786 code for a protein of 261 amino acids. The record is from RefSeq and is a predicted model, not a curated record. Gene Ontology annotation, cellular component: ribonucleoprotein complex. Gene Ontology annotation, biological process: retrotransposition. Gene Ontology annotation, molecular function: single-stranded RNA binding. The transcript has a single exon. NCBI's taxonomy places the organism in Eukaryota, Metazoa, Arthropoda, Insecta, Lepidoptera, Crambidae.